Messenger RNA from Aplosporella prunicola CBS 121167, 872 nucleotides. RefSeq lists its product as uncharacterized. The coding region runs from base 54 to 872 and encodes 272 amino acids. Lineage: Eukaryota; Fungi; Ascomycota; Dothideomycetes; Botryosphaeriales; Aplosporellaceae. The record is from RefSeq and is a predicted model, not a curated record. The transcript has 2 exons.
CAACGCACACGCGUCAACGUCUCUUCAAGAAAAAAUCUACGUGCAGUUCCACAAUGUCCGGUUUCCAGCUCCACAGCGGCGGCCAGGACGGUACCACCACCGCUCCCGCUCCAGCCUUCCCCGAUACAUACAUCACGUACAUGUACGCCUCCGCACCCCUACCCCACAUCCAUUCCACACCCACACACACACAUAGACAGCAACCAACUAACCACCCCAGCAUCCAAAGCGCGCCAAUCUCCGAAACCCCCCCACAGAGCCUCGAAGCCCAGCUCCAAUUCGAGCAGCAAACAGCCACGGAGUACGUAGGCCAGCUUAGCACGGCCGUCGCCGACCGCCUGCGCUCGCACAUCCUGCUGCUCGAAUCUAGGCUCGCGCUGCAGCGGCACCAGCAGGCGCAGCUGUUGCUGCAAGAGCAGAGGUUGCUGCGCGAGAGGCACGCGACUAGGCUGCCGUUUAGGGAGAGGGGGUUUGAGGCUCUGGCAAGGACGUUGGAACAUGAUGAUGAUGAUGAUGAGGAGGAUGAGAAGGAGGAGCAGCAGUUGGGGCUCGAACAGAUGAGUCUCGCGCUCCGCCCGCGCCAGAGUUAUGCUCUGCCUGCUGCAUCUGCCCCAGCCGUACCGAUCCAGACCCCGACCCCCCAGAUCCAGACCCCGAAAUGCGCAUGCGGCAUCUGUCCGCUCGGCGGCUGCGACUUCUCGCUCGCAACCGAGAAUGGGACCUGCAUGGCCUGCAGAUGCGGAUUCAAGCCGCGUGAGCGCUGCCCUUGCGGUGGGUGCUGGAAGGGCGAGUGCGAGUUUGAGGACACGCUGGAGGGGCAGUGUGAGUGCUGCAGUUGCACGGCUCGUGGGGGGAGGGUUUCGCGGAAGUGA